CUCUGAGUUGCCAGGCAGCUUCUGUUGGGUCAGCGGCGUGAGGGGAGAGCCCCGGCGUGGCCCCGGCACCUCCUGGUCCGUUGUACUCCCUCCCGGCCCCUCGGCCGAGCCCCUGUCCGUGUCCCCCGGCAGGUCCGGGGGAUUGGGAAACCACCUCCACGGAGGCUCCGCCGGACUUGCAGACUGGGCCUCAGCCCGCGCCCGCAGUGGACGGCGUCAUGAAGCAUCUGCCACAUUUCUGCCGCGGCGAGGUGGUGCGGGGCUUUGGCCGUGGCUCCAAGCAACUGGGCAUCCCCACAGCUAACUUCUCUGAACAAGUAGUAGAUAGUCUUCCGGCUGACAUAUCCACUGGCAUUUAUUAUGGAUGGGCCAGUGUUGGAAGUGGAGAUGUCCAUAAGGUGGUGAUAAGCAUAGGAUGGAACCCAUUCUACAAGAACACAAAAAAGUCCAUGGAAACCCAUAUCAUGCAUACCUUCAAAGAGGACUUUUAUGGGGAAAUCCUCAAUGUGGCCAUUGUCGGCUACCUCAGACCAGAAAAGAAUUUUGAUUCUCUAGAGUCACUUAUUGCAGCGAUUCAUGGUGAUAUUGAGGAAGCUAGAAAACAACUAGAUUUACCAGAACAUUUGAAACUCAAAGAAGAUAAUUUCUUCCAGGUUCCUGAAAGCAAAAUAAUGAAAGACCGUUGAGGAAAAGUCAUCUUCCUUAUUCAUUCACUGUUUUCCAGUAUUUUACUGCUCAUAACUGUGUAGUCUCAUCCUGGCCAAAAACCAAACAUUUUCCUAUAGCUGUGAAUUUAGUUUAAACAGGACAAUGUAAUUAUCAUUAUGCUUUAACUGUUAAAUUAAACCAAUCAUGGUAUAGUACUAAAAAGAUUCACUUUAAAAAUCAAGAUUCUUUUCAUGUCAUGUGUUGACUAAAAUUUACCACUAGAAAGGUCUUAAGUGUCUUAUAAGGGAAAUGAAGUGUAUGUAGCUAGGGGUAAAAAGACAAGUCACUAGUUUGAAAUGAAGACUAAUUCUCAUGGUAAAAUACUAACAUGUAUGUACUUGUAUAGCAUGUGCUGCUAAACAGAGAAGGCUUAUGAAAGUAAAUGUAUUAAACAGGUUUUAUAGUUUAUUAUAAACCCCUCAUACUUUGUAUUUUUAUAUUUUCUGCAUUAAUAUAGUACUACAAACAUGAUGACUUGUGAAAUUUUAAUGAGUCAUUUUCUUUAUGAGGUCGAAUUAUUGUAGUGUGUGUGUGUGUGUGUGUGUGUGUGUGUGCGCCAGCUGCUUCAGUUUUAAUUGGUAUAGACUCCCUCUUCCUAUUAGGUUUUUUUUUUUUUCUUUUGGUUUGUCUUUUAAAACAUUAAGUGAGUGUUUUUCGAAGUUGUAGUUUUAUUUUUGUGUUAUAUAGCACUUUUCUCUUUUUAAGAGUAGAUAUUCCUCACCAUUUUUCUUUUUUCCUUUAAAUAACCACCUGUGUCAAUUUUUUUUUUAUUUAGAAUAUCCUAUGACUUACAAGGAUUGCAUCUAUCUCUACCAUUUCAUCCCUUCACUAUAUGAAAGAACCCUGAAAGUAUCACCUUUAGGUUUCUGCAAAGUUUAAACGAACAUGUGACAGUUCGUUUUUAUUGUACUGGGUUCUUAAAGACAAAAAAUAGUUGUUCCCUACUUCCCCAGGGAAAAUGUUUUAAGAGCCAAUUAAACUAUGAAAUAGAAAAUUAUUUAAUUUUUAACACGAUUAUGUAAUCCUGAGCAAACAAACUAUUGUAGUUGUGCACGCACAAUAUGAUUUAUGGUAAGAGUGCUUGUAGCUUGGGGGAAAGGUACAAAUAAUAAAGUUUGAGUAAAUCGUCAUACUAUGCAUUUUUUUCUUCCUAACAACUAACUCUUGUUUAUAUUGGAAACUUUAUAUUGGCAAGAAGUUAAAUUCUUUGGAUACUUAGGAAAUUAAGAUUACAGGUUCUUUAGGCCCCAGAAACAGUACAUUGUAUUACUCACUUAGGCACCAGGUUUGGUUGAGGGGUGGGGACAGGCAUAUAGACGGUAAUUUUUUUUCAUCAGUCUGUACCGUGUAUCCAUGCCUCUGUUUCUUUUCAGUUUUAUUUUUUCCCAUUACCAUUUAGUCCUCUUGUAUCCCCCUUCUCCUGCAAACACCACACUCCUGUCCAUGUCCACGAGUCCUUUUUUCCUUUUUGUCAGUCCUUCCACCCCUUCUCUCCUGUCCCCCGUAUAGUCCUGCUCUCUGAGUCUGUCUCUAUUUCGCUUGUUAGUUCAGUUUGUUCAUUGGAUUCCACAUAUGAGUGAAAUAUGUUAUUCAUUAUUUGUCUUUCUCUGACUGGCUUACUUCACUUAGCAUAAUGUUCUCCAGGUCCAGCCAUAUUGUCGCAAAGGGUAAUUAAUAGAAGGUAAUUUUAAAGAUAACGUAUUGCAAGUAAUUUUUCACUAAGCUGCACAAAUAACUGAUUUUAACCAAAAUAUAAGGUAUUUGGAAUAACAAAAAGUUAAUUUAGGGGAAGUGGAAACAUGAAUAAAUUCAGUGGGAUUGUUUUCGGUGUAUGAAUUUAUGGCAAAUGAUGUGUCUUCAUGUCUUCUCUAUAAAAAUACUUAGGAAAUGUAAUUUAAUGUUAGAAAUCCUAUACUUGAAAGAAGCUUCAAAUAUCAGUGGCUUUAUGAAGCAAAGGUAAGAACAAAUGUGUGUGUUUGAAUAGAUUGCUGCCAGUUAUGUCCUCAAUGUGUGAAAGUUUUUUGAUAGUUUGUCACCUUACAUUUUGUGAAAUUGCCAUCACUUUUGAAAAUCAUAUAGUGUGUGGGUUAGGAGUUAGGUAAUACCAUUUAAUGUUUUUUUUUUAAGCUUUAGUUUAAAUAUUGAUGUAUUAUAAGAAAUUACAAUAGUACCAUUUUUGAUUGGUCUAAAUGAUUUCCGGCUUUGAAAUAAAUCUUGAC
This is a messenger RNA of Pteronotus mesoamericanus, 2927 nucleotides long. RefSeq names its product riboflavin kinase (gene RFK). Lineage: Eukaryota; Metazoa; Chordata; Mammalia; Chiroptera; Mormoopidae. Gene Ontology annotation, cellular component: mitochondrion. The transcript is spliced from 4 exons. Gene Ontology annotation, biological process: riboflavin biosynthetic process; FMN biosynthetic process. The coding region runs from base 219 to 686 and encodes 155 amino acids. The record is from RefSeq and is a predicted model, not a curated record. Gene Ontology annotation, molecular function: riboflavin kinase activity.